AUGACCACCGAUAUCGAGAAAAUGUACUGUCAGUUGGUCGCGAUUAAUCAAUUCGUGAUUGGUCGUGCGUUGACGGAAAGCGAUUGUCGCGAGAUUCAGGUCCACGGGUUCUGCGAUGCUAGCAGUGUCAGUUAUGGGGCCGUUCUUUACAUACGUUCAAUCGGCAAACGCAGAAACGUUUCGGUCAGAUUGCUAUGCGCUAAAUCACGGGUCGCACCGUUGAAAAUAGUAACCAUACCGCGGCUGGAGCUCUGCGGCGCGGUCUUGUUGAUACGGUUGUUUCUGGAGGUGAAUGAUGUCUUAAACGUGCCAACGGUUCGAGCGACCUUUUGGACCGAUUCCACCAUAGUGUUACAUUGGAUAAACACCUCGCCUCAUUUACUCAAAACGUACGUGGCUAAUCGUGUUGCGGAAAUCCAGGGAGUAGCCGAUGCGGGAAGCUGGCGACACGUUAAAUCUGAGGAAAAUCCCGCAGACGCGUUGUCAAGAGGUCAAAUGCCCCAUGCGUUCUUGCAAAAUCAGCUAUGGCUAUCGGGACCCCCGUGGCUGAUGAACGAUGAAGGCGGAUGGCCUAGCCGAGUUACGCAAACCGUCGAUGUUCCGGAAUUAAGGAAGAAUGUUUGCUUAGCAACUUCAAACAGCAAUUUCGAUAUCCUUACGCGUUACGAAUCUUAUCACAAAUUGCUCAGGGUCGUGGCGCAUUGUCUUCGUUUCAUGACUAAAAACAAACAUACUGGUCCGUUACGCGCGGAGGAAAUCGAUGAAGCCGAAAUACACGUAUUGAGAAUUUUGCAAUCCAUCUGCUUCCAAGAAGAAAUUGCGAACCUUAAACACAAUGGCGUACCCGGCAAGGGUAAGCUUGCAAAUCUGAAUCCGUUCAUAGAUGACAAGGGUUUGAUACGUGUCAGCGGGCGUCUUAGGAAAUCGGAUCUAGACUUUGCGCGGAAACAUCCGAUACUACUGCCAAAUCGGCAUCGAGUCACGGACAACAUCAUCCGCGAGGCUCAUAUAAGAUAUUAUCACGCAGGCAUACAGACGACGCUUUCCGUCGUUCGGCAACGGUUUUGGUUACUUGACGGCCGAAAUCAAGUGCGGAAAAUCGUGCGGAACUGUACACGUUGUUUCCGAUACAAUGCGAUUCCCGUCGAUUAUAAAAUGGGCGAUCUUCCACAAUCCCGAGUGUGCCAGGCGACGCCAUUCGCGAGUACUGGUAUUGACUUUUGCGGCCCGUUUUACGUUAAGGAAAAGAAACACCGCAAUUGCGGGCGGGUAAAGGUAUAUGUAUGCGUGUUCGUGUGCAUGACGGUCAAGGCGUUACAUCUCGAAGUAGUGAGCAAUUUGACCACGGACGGGUUUCUCGCGGCGUUUUAUCGCUCGAAGAGGGAUGCCAGCACAUAUUUACUCCGAUAA
Messenger RNA from Ooceraea biroi (clonal raider ant), 1410 nucleotides. RefSeq lists its product as uncharacterized. The record is from RefSeq and is a predicted model, not a curated record. Gene Ontology annotation, molecular function: nucleic acid binding. Lineage: Eukaryota; Metazoa; Arthropoda; Insecta; Hymenoptera; Formicidae.